Messenger RNA from Mirounga angustirostris (Northern elephant seal), 2643 nucleotides. It is a transcript of the gene ADORA1, whose product is annotated as adenosine A1 receptor. The record is from RefSeq and is a predicted model, not a curated record. The transcript has 3 exons. Gene Ontology annotation, molecular function: G protein-coupled adenosine receptor activity. Gene Ontology annotation, biological process: G protein-coupled adenosine receptor signaling pathway. The coding region runs from base 374 to 1354 and encodes 326 amino acids. Gene Ontology annotation, cellular component: synapse; plasma membrane; dendrite. NCBI's taxonomy places the organism in Eukaryota, Metazoa, Chordata, Mammalia, Carnivora, Phocidae.
CGGGCAAAGGGGAGCCCGCGCCCCGAUCUGCGGCUGGGCUCCGUCCCCCAGCCCCACGCCUGCCUGCCCAGUCCCAGGUGCGACACCGGGGCGCUACCUCUUUAAAAGCGCCUGGGGCUGAGCCUCCGCCGCACCAUGUGAUUGCUCGAAAGGCCGGGCUGGGAGAGCGGCGGCGGGAGCCGGGGACCACGAGCCGCCGGUGCGCGGUGCCGGGAGCCCAGCCCCGCCGGCGCCGCCCCGCAGCUCGGCGCGCCACCAGGUGCCCAGAACUUUGGGCACCGCCUCCGGGACCCCCUGGUGGCCAGCGGGCAGGAUGGUGCCUGCCUCCUGACCCUUGGCGCCCGUCUGCUGAUGUGCCUGGCCCGUGCCUGCCAUGCCGCCCUCCAUCUCGGCCUUCCAGGCCGCCUACAUUGGCAUCGAGGUGCUCAUCGCCCUGGUCUCUGUGCCCGGGAACGUGCUGGUGAUCUGGGCAGUGAAGGUGAACCAGGCGCUGCGGGAUGCCACCUUCUGCUUCAUUGUCUCGCUGGCCGUGGCUGAUGUGGCUGUGGGCGCUCUGGUCAUCCCACUAGCCAUCCUCAUCAACAUCGGGCCGCGGACCUACUUCCACACCUGCCUCAUGGUCGCCUGCCCCGUCCUCAUCCUCACCCAGAGCUCCAUCCUGGCCCUGCUGGCAAUUGCCGUGGACCGCUACCUCCGCGUCAAGAUCCCCCUCCGGUACAAGACGGUGGUGACUCCCCGGAGGGCGGCAGUGGCCAUCGCCGGCUGCUGGAUUCUCUCCUUUGUGGUGGGUCUGACGCCCAUGUUCGGCUGGAACAGGCUCGGGGAGGUGGAACGGGCCUGGGCAGCCAACGGCACCAAGGGCGAGCCCGUGAUUGAGUGCGAGUUUGAGAAGGUUAUCAGCAUGGAGUACAUGGUCUACUUCAACUUCUUUGUCUGGGUGCUACCCCCGCUGCUGCUCAUGGUCCUCAUCUACCUGGAGGUCUUCUAUCUGAUCCGCAAGCAGCUUAACAAGAAGGUGUCGGCCUCCUCUGGUGACCCGCAGAAGUACUAUGGGAAGGAGCUGAAGAUUGCCAAGUCGCUGGCCCUCAUCCUCUUCCUCUUCGCCCUCAGCUGGCUGCCCCUGCACAUCCUUAACUGCAUCACCCUCUUCUGCCCUUCCUGCCAGAAGCCCAGCAUCCUCAUCUACAUCGCCAUCUUCCUCACCCACGGCAACUCGGCCAUGAACCCCAUCGUCUAUGCCUUCCGCAUCCAGAAGUUCCGGGUCACCUUCCUUAAGAUUUGGAAUGACCAUUUCCGCUGCCAGCCCACACCCCCCGUUGACGAGGACCCCCCUGAAGAGGGGCCCCACGACUAGACUCCACCUUCCGAUCCUGCCUGCCCACAUUGGGGGCAUCUCAGCCCAGUCCCACGUCCCCACUGGUCCCACUCCUGAGCCUUCCUGGCUGGGCUGUGGGGUGUGGGUGACCUGCACCUCGGGUCCUGGAGGAGGUCUGGGAGGGCGGUCCAUGAGGAAGGAACCAGGCAACCUGAGGAGAGGAGGAAAGUGGCUUGAGCCUCCCCAGCUGUGUGACCAUCUACGGGCAACCCAGUGCUUCGGGCUGGAUGGACCUGGGGAGACUGAGGCUGCAAAGGGGCCAUGUGGGCUGGGAGGGCAAGCUUGGGCUCCAUGGCAGUCAGGGGAGCCUGCUCGUCUCUCGUGGUGGAUGUGCAAACCUGGGACCAAGCCUAAGGAGAGGAGAGGAUCCCCUCCUAGAUGGAGGGAGGGAGAGAAACUGCACAUCAUGGUCUUGCUUUCUCUCCUUUCUGUAGAAGGUGGCAGAGCCACUGAGGGGCAGGAAUCAUGGAGCCUCAGUCCCUGCCUCCCCGGACCCUGAGCGGCUAGCCAUGCCGGGUGCCAGGGUGCCUGCUGUCCCUGCCCCGGGGAGCCCAGGUUUAUACUUGGAAGAGGCAGAAAGAGCGGGUCCAGAAAUCAUUCCCAACUUUUGCUUUAUUCUCCACCAGCCCUGGGACCCGGAAAGGGGGCUCCGAGCCCGCUGGAGCUCAUGCGGAGUUGAAGGGCAGGCCGCACACAGCCACCGGGUGGCAGCACUGAGCCUUGCUCCGGCCCCGCGCGGCCCAAGGAGGAGCCUGGGCUAUAACUACCUGUCAUCUGGGCUACCAGCUCCACUAGCCCCUGAGGAUGGCCUGGACUCUCUAAGUGACGCCCAUCUCUGCUGUUUCUGGGCCAGAUGGAGAGGAGAGCCCCAGAUAUGCCAACGUGAGGGAGCAUUCUGCCUGCCUGAGGGCGGGGGUGUGGACAAGGGAAAGUGCUGACUGUGGGUACUCACGGGAUGACUUGUGACGGGCUGGAACAGGCCAGGGGAGACCACACCCCUGAGAGUGAGGCAGGGAGGUCUUGCUGGCAUUUAAAUGCCCCCAGUAUCCCUGGCACUAGUUUUCAGGGGCUUUGGGGCUCUGUGGCACAGUGUAAGCUUCAGAGCAUCCAGGGAAGUUUCCACCCUCUGCCAGCUCUGUGGGCCCUUGUACAGAGGGGUGGGGGUGGGGGGUUCUGUGUGUGAUUCCAGGUCCUUUCCUUUCUCGGAGGUAGGAUGUGCCCUGGCUCCUAGGGAGGGCCACCUGACUAAUAAAGACUGUGAACCUUGA